GCGCUCCACACCACAACCGUAGCGCCAACCGAAGAACUGUUGUUCACAGCCAGCAGCCCCGCAAUCAACUAUGACAGCUAGCGCGAGUCCCCCGCGUGGCCGUCGCACGGCCAAGGAGCUGCUCCUACUCCUCGUUCUGGUAGCCGCGCGCCACGCCACCGCCGCCAAACAAUUCCAUGUCUACGAGGAGGACCCCUACGAAGAAGACAACGCCACCGCCAACGUCCCGACGAGUACAAGUACGGUCACCCCCAAGCCGGGACCGAAGUUAGUGGUGCCGCAACAGCCCCAUUCCACUCAACCGCCGAACACCACGUUCGGCAACGUGACCCAUCAGAAGGAUGACCCACUCUUCCCCAAGGAUCUGUUCACUGAGGAGCAGCGGAGAAAUGGCGCGAUCUUGUUACACAUACUCGGUGUGGUGUACAUGUUUGUGGCCCUGGCCAUAGUUUGUGACGAGUUCUUCGUACCCUCUCUGGACGUUAUCAUUGAGAAGCUCGCCAUUCAGGACGACGUGGCCGGUGCCACUUUUAUGGCAGCAGGAGGCAGUGCUCCUGAACUCUUCACCAGUGUCAUAGGCGUGUUCGUUUCCUUCGACGACGUUGGCAUCGGUACCAUUGUCGGUUCGGCCGUGUUUAACAUCCUCUUCGUCAUCGGCAUGUGCGCGAUCUUCUCCAGGACUGUUCUGAGUCUUACCUGGUGGCCACUUUUCAGAGACUGCUUUUUCUACUCAGUUAGUUUGAUUACGUUGAUAUUGUUCUUCAAGGACAAUAACAUCUACUGGUACGAGGCCCUUAUCCUCUUCUCCUUUUACAUUGCCUACGUCAGCUUUAUGAAAUGGAAUCAACCGAUGGAAAGGCUCGUCAAGAAACUCAUCUACAAGAACAAGGUUACCAGAGUCCGCAGUACCGACCAACUCAUGCCCACGCACCAAUCGGCCGCUCAAGCUCUGUCCGCAUCAGUCAGUGUCAUAGUAGAUUCUGGCCAGCACGGAACGGUGGCGACGUCGAGCGAGACCAGCGUCGGAACGCAGCCCGGAGGCAGUGUGACAUCGAGGACGGCGUCCGAGACGCCCCAGGUGCCGUCCUCCGCAUCAUCCCACCACCACACUGGAGCCAAGUUCCGUCACGGUCUACUCCAGCUCAUGAUUCACACCAUUGAUCCCCUUCACGAUGGUCAGUAUGCAGGUAAAGUGGACGAGAAGGCGACGCAGCUGCACGCGAUCGCAUCGCUGAAGGUGCUGCUGGACGCGACGAAGCCGCAGAACGGCGCGGCCACCAGCUCGGCAGCCAACCACGUCGGCGCGGCGCAGGCCAAGCAGGAGACGAUGCUGGCGCCGGCCGGCAUCGCGGACAUGCCCAACGGCGUCGCGAACGCGCUCACGGACGUCAACCUGGACGCGCGUCGGAUGUCGUCGGUGCGGGCGCGCAAAUCGCUGACCUCACAGGCAGUCGUUUGUCUGCAGGUGGGCGGUGGCGGUAGCGGCGACGGCGGCGGCGGCGACGAAGAACCCCCCGAGGCCAUGGACAUGUCAUGGCCCUCGGGCACACGCAAGAGGAUCACCUACGUCCUCUUGGCACCCAUUGUCUUCCCGUUGUGGCUCACCCUGCCUGACACCAGAUCACCUAGAGGUAAGAAGUUCUUCCCGAUCACGUUCCUGGGGUCGAUCCUGUGGAUUGCCGCAUACUCGUACCUGAUGGUAUGGUGGGCGAACAUGGUGGGCGAGACGGUGCGCAUCCCACCCGAGGUGAUGGGACUGACGUUUCUCGCCGCCGGCACAUCCAUCCCGGACCUCAUCACGUCCGUCAUCGUCGCCAGGAAGGGCUUCGGCGACAUGGCUGUCUCGUCCAGUGUUGGCAGCAACAUCUUCGACGUUACCGUCGGGUUACCAGUGCCUUGGUUGCUAUACGGCAUCAUCUAUGGGAAGCCCGUGGAGGUAAACUCCGUGGGCAUGGUGUGUUCAAUCACGAUCCUCUUCAUGAUGCUCAUCUUCGUAAUAAUGUCCAUUGCCUGUUUCCGAUGGAAGAUGAACAGGGGCCUGGGCUUUACCAUGUUCCUGCUCUACUUUGUCUUCGUAGCGGUCUCCCUCAUGUUCGAGUACGAAUACAUCGUGUGUCCCGUUUAAGACUCGAUCCAUCUUCAAGCGAUUAAAAAUAAUAGCGUAGCUAGUAUGUUUAUGGAUAGGUAAUCAACUUAAGAAUCAGUACAAUUUGAUCAAACAUCAAAUGAUAAAGUUAGCAAAAUCAAAUAUCCCCUUGACACAGUUAGUUCUUGAGUUGAUUACCUGUUUACUAGGUGAAAAAGAGUCGGUGAAACACGUGAUGAUGAUAAACUUGGUUGCUCUUUGAGAGAGAAUUGGUGCUAAAUAAUGGCUAAAACGACCCUAGCUACGGUCCUGUCCUGUAUGGCUUGAAGAAGACGUAAUCUAAUGCGAUCACAUUAAACUGGAGCUCUCGAAUAGUUUUUAGAGACCUAGAGAUAAUGUACUGAAACCGUGCAGAAAAUGAAACACCCAACUAUUAUUAUUGUUAUAUACAGAGUGAUCAGUGCUUUGGAAGAUACUUAUUAAAUUAACAAUAUUUCGCGUAAUUCGUAAUCGUUUUAAUAUAGAUCAAUUAGAAAAAAUUGUAGGUAUUGAUUUUAAUGGCAAUAACUUGGAAAUGAAGUAACUUUCGAGGCACUUAAUUUUAAACAAUUGCCAGCAUGAAGGCAUUUUUUACGAAAGUGAAAUCUCGGAUUCUAAUUAACAUAUCAAAAUAUAAUUUAAACAGAAUAUGAACGAAAUAAACAGUCCACUUUCCACAUAACCAUUAAUAAAAAUUAAUAUGGCUAAAAUUCAAUUGUAUCAUUUUAAAUAAUAUUUACACAUGUUCAACUAGAAACGUUAAUGAUUUAUAAAAAUAGUUACAAAAGUAAAAAAUAAUAAAGUACUAGCACUGCCUGUAUACGCUUUUAUUUAGAAGUGUGUAUGUGAAGCGAUACUAAAUGUUCUCGAAUAUAAAACAAAAGUAUUAAGUGGACUGUUUAAUUCAUACUUAAAAAAACAAAAAACAUUGCACUUGUUAUGAUCCACGAUCAAGCCUAAUAAUUUCAAUUAACAUACCAAAAUUUAAUAAUAACGGAAUCCGAGUUGUUUGCAAACAAAAUAAAUUGGUGUUCAUCGAUAAAUGCACAAAAAUUGUAUCGACUUCCAUUAUUAGACUUUUGAGAUAAAAAAAUAUUGGAUGUUUAAAAAAUAGUUAAUAGACUUUUGUAUGAAUUGAAUUAAUGUCGAAGUGUUAGUGUUCAUUGUUCACUGAAUCAAAGCACAAAAGUACAGAUUCUAAAAUUUGUACUGAGUAGAAAAUUUUUGUAGUUUGUGAAUAAUAUUUUUUGAACAUCCUGUAUAUUAGAAAAAUAGUAGUUGCCCCUUGGCCAUAAAGCAAUAACCUCUUUAUCAAUAGAUUUAAAACUUUUUAAAAGUUUUUUUUAUAAAAAAUACGAUGGGGGCAUGUGUAUCAGAUAUUAUAAAACGAAAAAAAUAGUAAAUUUGAGAGUAGGUUUUAUAAUUUUAGUUUUAAUAGCGGUUUUAUGAAUAAAAUAGGAGAUUUUUUAAAAUGAAAUAAUUAAUAUAGUGAAAGAUGUGGGAGGACCUUUAAAUUUAAAGUUAAAAAGAUCGUUGUAAAUUUGGUCAACAUGAACUUUCGACUGGCGAAGAAUACCUCAAUUGUAUUUAGAACUUAAAUAAGAAUUGAAUGUUUUUAUUCAAACAUGUCUAAAAAUUUUAAAACGGGCAAAAGUUAUGUCGGCCAAAUUUAGGUAAGUGACCACACAACUUCCCGAGUUUGCAAUGUAGUUUUAAAAUUUAGUAAAAUACAUUAUACAUAUCUAGUUAGGGUUUGUAGAUAACUAAAAAUAACUAGACUUUAGUAUUAAAACGGUGUGUAGAGAAGAAAUGUACAUAAUAUUAAUAAAAAUAAUUGUUUAGGCACUGAGAUCUUACUUGGGAUGUUCCAUACCAUAUUCAAAACCAUUAAAAAAGGAAGGCAAGAAAAAGAAUAAAAUUUGUUUAAACCGUAAAUUGGAUACAAAACAUUAUUCUAAAAGAACCGUGCGCUUUUACUUUUUAAAUGACUGAGUCAACUAUUGGAACAUCUUGGAGAUCUAAUGCAAAAAGUGCCUAUAUGUUAAUUUAUUUUUAACCUAUGUGAUAUAUACCAUAGAAAAGCGUACAGAAUUGUUAACUUCAACAUACUAUACACUUUAAAAAUAAUAUUUUUAAAAAGUAAAGUUACACUGAAGUUAACUGACCUUACAUUUCUCCAAUGAACCCAAGCUCGUUGAGUACCUGAUGUAUUGUUGUUACGGGGUCUCGGAGUAAUGGUUUCUAUCACUGACUUAAUUAAUAAAGUGUAUUUAUUUACUAAUUUACGACCUAAGUAUAUUAACGAUAAAUACUGACAAAUUAAAAUUGUUUAUAAUGAUACUUCUUUCAGACCUCGUAUAUUUUCCAAAUAUAUCUUGUUGCAUUUAUUAAAUAUAUUUGUGCAAUAAAUAAUUGUUAUCGAUUAAUAUCGCUGUUUAAAAAUAUUAUAGGCACAACAAUACGGGUAUUAUUGACAAUUAGGAGUUUCAAAAAAUGCAACUCAAAUAGAAACUGUCCAUGUUUAGCUUAUGAAAAACACGUUAUUACUUUCACAAUAUAGAAAAUCUCCCAUAUUUAUUAUACCUGAUAAUUUGUUGUAAGAUUCGCUGGAGUUCAUUGGAAGAAAACGCCAAUUUUCGCUGCUAAAUACCUCUAAAACACAAUUAUUGCUUUUGUACAAAACUCGUACUUCUUGUAAUAAUGAAUGUGACAAUUUUACAACAAAAAAGUAAACGAUGUUUAUAUAGCACAAUUGUACAAAGAAAAAUAUUAUUUUAUAGAUGACUCAUGGACUUCAAAAUGCACUCUGGCAUAAGCCUACAAAAAAAACAAUGAUUACUUUUGUGGUAAAUUUUUGGAUUGCAUUUUGAUUUUCAUGAUAUAUAAUUUAUGUUUAUAUGUGAGAGAUUUAUAUAGAUAAAGUGUAAAAAUCGAAUAAUUUAAACUUAAACAGAACUGUCCACUUCAUUUAAAUACAUAUCCCUUGUUAUGUUAUUGUGAUUCUUUAAAAGUACGAUGUCUAGAAGUGGUAAAGACAAAAUUAUCUGAAAAGUAUUACGUAAAACACUUGACACGGUAUGGUUAUUAAAGAAAAUUGUUGGCAUCAAAUAUUUUUGUGUUAUCUGCUUCUAAUGGACAUUAGUUAAAUUGUGAUCUAAAGAUGUAUAUGCACAAUUUUUUUAAAUCACUAGCAAAACAUUAGUUAUAUUGCUAUGGACAUACAUGUGCUUAAAAAUGCGAUGAACUAGUUACUUAAAUAGUUAUUAUUUUUAAGUACUUAACUUGCCAAAAACAGUGUAAUGCAUAUAGUUUUACUUUGUACUAGAGUAAAAUCUAUCUGCGUUGGAGUUUAUCUAAAUACUCUCUAGAAUAUCUAUAAACAAAGUUUAAUAAAUAAAAAGGUAACAUAAUACUAAAGAUACUUACUAUAAAGUUUUAAUUUAUUUUUCGAGGGUUAAGUAAUUCAAAAUUUCAAAGCGAAUAAGAUCAGUAGUGAACAAGCUUAUCUUAUUUUAUGUAGAUACAUUUAUAAAAUGGCUAAAAUAAUCAGACUGAUUUUUUAUGAUUUUUUAAUAUUUCGCACAUUGAUGUAAACUUUUUUAUUGCUGAUCUUAUUACACAUGUUUAUCAGAUAUAUGACCAAUAAAAUUUUCCUCAUAAACAAUCUUAACAUAAAAAUACGAAUGCUUCAUUGACAAUCAAUUGAGUCAUGAAUCUGUGCAUUUUCCAAGGAUAAACCGCAAAUCAAAAUAUAAGUUUGACAAUAUAUACAGAAACGAGAACGACAAAUGAUAAUUUUAUUGGUUUUAUAUUCAAACCACCAAACAAUAUUGUACUACAAUAAUUUUAUGCAUAGAUUUGAAAAGUAAUAUAUAAUACUAUUGCUCGACAUGGAACACUCAAGGCUGUUAAAUCACCUUUUCCUGUAUACCAUCCAUCUUAAAUGUAUAGCUUGAAUAUGUUUUCUUUUGUAAAUAGUCAGUUGUUAAUGAAUUCUAGAAUUUUUUUACAGCCUUGCCUGUUCCAAACAUAUAACAAUUGCAAAACUAGUCCAGUAGGAUAUAGGCAUAUCAUAUUUCAAAUUUUCUGCUUGGAUAUUGUUAAUCUUCUAAUACUAUUAUAUAUUAAACACUUAUAUUUUAGAUUUUAGAGUAAACAUAGGAACUAUACUCAAAUAUUGUUAUCAUAUUGUGGAUAUAUACUUAUAUCUUGUUGAGAAUUAAUAUAAUUAUUAAAUAAAAUUGUUUUUCUUUGUUUAAUUUCGUUAUUUUAC
Molecule: messenger RNA, 6398 nt
Organism: Aethina tumida (small hive beetle)
Lineage: Eukaryota; Metazoa; Arthropoda; Insecta; Coleoptera; Nitidulidae
Product: sodium/potassium/calcium exchanger Nckx30C
Exons: 8
Coding region: 71-2125 (684 amino acids)
Biological process (GO): calcium ion transmembrane transport; intracellular calcium ion homeostasis
Cellular component (GO): membrane
Molecular function (GO): calcium channel activity; calcium, potassium:sodium antiporter activity
Source: RefSeq, a predicted model, not a curated record